Messenger RNA from Ectocarpus sp. CCAP 1310/34, 1104 nucleotides. NCBI's taxonomy places the organism in Eukaryota, Phaeophyceae, Ectocarpales, Ectocarpaceae. The record is from the annotation of a GenBank genome assembly.
AAGAGUAUAUACGCGAGCAAGAGGAUGCAACGCGGGAGCCCGCCGAAAGUCAAGCCUCACAACUAUGAUGCCUUGGUGAAGCCCUUUGAGCUGACGACGGGAGGCCUCGCCAAGCUGUUGCCAGAUGAAAUCGAAAUUACCUCCAAAGAGGAGGCGGUGCUGUACGCGUGCAACGGCGACGACGUGGAGGAACGGUUACAGGGGGGAAGGGCGACGCUCACGACUCACCGGAUACUUUGGUCCGAGCGCUCGCGAGUGGCACACGGCGGUGUCCACGUCUGCAUCCACCUCUCCGACAUUCGCAAAGCUAGGCCUCAACCACGGAGAAGAUUCCUGAAUUCUUCCAGGAUACACAUAUUCCCGACCGGUCAGAUCGAUGGCGACAAACCAGCGGUGAUGCUUUCCGUCAAGGGGAGAGACGACUUCUUCUCGCACAUGGAGUCAGCCCUGGCGCGCAAGGCGUGGGUCGUCGAGACCGCGGCGGAAGUGAUGGGUCGCCGGGCAGCAGGCGAGGGCGGCGGCGGCGGCGGCAGUGGCAGCAGGGCGUCGGCGGCGGGCGUUGCUGGCAUCCUCCGAAGACAAGAGGCCAACCGAAAAGCGACGGCCGAGAUUGCAACGGAGGCCUUCUCGGACCUCAAGAGCCUCAUCGACAAGGCCAAGGAGGUGGUGGCCGUCGUGGAGCGGUACUCGGCUGCUCUCCAGGACAAGCAAACGGCGGCGGCGGCGGGGGACAAGGAUGAGGCGGGCGACCCCACACGGGAAGCCGAGGAUCUGAGCAGCAUCCUCCAAGACAUCGGUAUCGCAAGCCCCGUCACCAAGACCAGCGCCGGCACGCGCUACCACCAGCAGCUCGCCCGGCAGCUGGCGGACUUCCUCUCUUCCCCGCCGGGGAAGCGCGCGGGCGCCCGGACUCUCCUGGAUAUGUUCGGCGGGAUGAUGACCCUGCCGGACGUGUUCUCGGUCUUCAACCGCGCGAGAGGCACGGAGCUCGUGUCCCCCGCCGACCUCCUCGCCACCGCAAGGCUGCUCGGCCCCACCAAGCUGGGCGGACUCACACAGCGACCAGGCGGUCAGCGAUAAGCUGGUCAAGGCUGCGAAGGCGGC